CAAUUGGACUAUGCUAGGGAGAUUGCACAUAAUUUAUGGUAUUAUUUCGGUUGGCUGAAGAAGGAAAACUGUAAUAAUAUGGUAUCUGCGCAGCUUAAGCCCUUAAUCGAUGAAGCCAAUGAUGACUUUUGUGAGAUACUUUCUCUUUUGAAGAAUCAAGGCCUGACAAGUGAGACAGUGAAAAUGAUUUCAGAUGUGAUGAAAAUGAUCAAACCUGAGAUUAUUGCUGAGCGAUUUAUCAGUCCUUCCAAGCAAUCAACAUCAUCAUCUACCCGUAUGAUCACUAUGGAUAUGGUGAACCUCGUCAAAAGUAUUUGCAAUACUGUUGAAUAUCUGACAGGCAUUACAUUUCGGGAGUUUAAACAUCUGGGAGUUCUCCUCAAGUUUACCGCAAAGCGGUGCAAUAUUGAACAUGAGAAAAUAAAGGAUCUCUUCACCCUUGCUGAGGAUAUAGCUAAAACUGCAACUUACCUAUCUAUCUUGUGUUGGGAGACGUAUGACCAGUACUCGGCACGUAUAUCAGCGCCCAAGUCUUCUAUUGGGGUAACAUAUUAUUGUGUGUUCGCUGGUCCUGACUUCGAGUCCAAGAUUUCAAAAUUGCUGGAAAGGAUAAAUCCUAUUAGGCCUGAAUGGAGGAAGCUUUAUAUCAGUUUCCUGAAAGCAUCACAUUCGUCAAGUCCAAAAGCUCCACUGAUGCAUGAUGGUCUUAAGAAUCUAUCACAUGAUCUUGAUCUUGAUCUUGCUCAGAAGUUUACUGAGUCUAUCAGAUAUGAUCUGGAAAAGCUGAAAAUUCAUGAUGCCAGUUUGAAUGUUGCUUUAUCCGAUAGAUUUGAAUGGCUCCAAGAUGGACUUCUUCAUCUCUCUAAAUUUCACAAGAUAUUAGAUCACCAGCAACAAGACUUGAGCUCAUUGCUCUCAUUUCUGGAAGUUCUGGCCAUAGAAGCAGCAAUUGCAAUCUACUCCUUGUGUGACAUGAACUUAGAGAACAAUAUUGCUGAAGUAGACCUUAUGUUUCUUCCUUUGCAAAUGAAGUUUAAGUAUCUCAAGUUAGAGAUCAGUCUGUUUCAGAAACUAAGGUUACCAGAGUCCCAGAUGGACUGCUUUCAGGAAGAAUUGACUUCCAUGAAAACGUUCCUCAUGGAUUCAUUGGACAAGUGCAAAGUGCAGACUCAGCUAACUGAUGUCUUGACCUUAGUUCUAUCUGUCACCACCGAAGCAGAGUCAUUCACUAAUUCUCUUUCUCGUGAUUCAGAGGAUGGAGAAUUAGCCAGGAAAAUUAAUCUCUUGCAUUUUCAAUUACAUCUUAAAUUUAAGUUUAUUAGGGAAGUGAUUUGUCCCUUCAUUUCGGCAUCAUCAACACCAGUUCUGCCUGUGAUAUAUCCGUUGAACUUUCUUCCUACUUAUGUUGAGGCCAUCAGUUCUUAUUUCACCAUGUUGAAAUCCUCAAAGACAUCGCCCUCCGCUGGUAGCCCGACGAUGGAUGAGGUUUUCAUGGAGUUUCAUGAAUAUAUUUUUGAAAAUCUGCUACUAAAGGUUGAAGCAGAUCUGGAACUUACUGAUACAGAUAAAGUUAAAAGGUUUUACCACAGGUUGAUGCCCUUGGUAACACUUGUUGUUGAUCCCCCAAUGCAGUACAUUGAAUGCAAGAGGCAAAAUGAUCUCUUGAGAAAAAUUGGAACUUUAGCGAUUGAGGCCGAAGCUGCUAUCCGCUUAUCGUAUGAGGAUGCUUUGGACAGAAGCAAAAGUAGGAAAGUCGGUCUUUUGCUUCAACUUUUGACUGCGUCUUUCAUGCUAAUCAAGUGUGAGGGGAAGUUGAUGGAUCAACUAAAGCACAAAGCUAUUCAUGAAACUGAAUUUUUGGAUCUUGUGGCAAAUGCUCAUGAAGAAAUUAUUUUCCUUAGAGGCUUUCUCAUGGAUCUUCUCAGGCAACACACGACAAAGAUUGACAAAUCAGAUGUAUUGCCCUUAGUUCUAUCUGUGGCCACUGAAGCACACUCAUGCAUUACUUCUCUUUCUCGUGAUUCAGAGGAAAGAGAAUUGAUGAGGAAAAUAAAUGUCUUGCACUUUCAAUUGCUUCUUAAGUUUAAGCUUAUUAAGGCAGCGAUUCGGCAGAUUUGUCCAUCCUUUUCUGCAUCAACACCAGAUCAUCAUGUGAUAUAUCCGCUGAAGUUUCUUCCUACUUACUUCGAGGUCAUUGAUUCUUGUUUCACAAAGUUGAAAUCCUCCUCUGAUAGCCCGAAGAUGGAUGAGGUUUUGCUAAGGUUCCAUGAAUAUAUUUUCGAAAAUCUGCUACUAAAGGAUGAAGCUGAUCUGAAACUUACUGAUUCAGAUAAACUCAAAAGGAUUUACCACAGUUUGCUGCUCUUUGUAUCAAUCCUUGUUGAUCCCCGAAUUCAGUACACUGAAUGCAAGAAGCAAAAUAAUCUCUUGUCGGAAAUUGGAGCUUUAGCGAUUGAGGCCGAAGCUGCUAUCUGUUUAUCAUAUGAAGAUUCUUCGCAAAGCAACAAGGGUAAGAAGGUCAAUCUUUUGCUUCAACUUUUAACUGUGGCUUUCAUGCUAAUCAAGUGCAAGGGGAAGUUGACGGAUCAACUAAAGCACAAAGCCAUUCUUGAAACUGAAUUACUGAAUCUGGUGGAAAAUGCUAAUGAAGAGCUAAUUUUCCUUAUAGUCUUUCUCAUUGAUCUUCUUGGGCAACAGACGAUAGAGCUUAACAAAUCAGAUGGUCUCUUAAUGCAUGCUGAAGUGGCUGCCCACAAGUCAACAUUAAUUAGCACUUGUAGUUAUGAAAGUUUCGUGGAUGGAAGUAGCUCUGCGGAUAUGAGUCUUUCAUUAUCCGAUUUCCUAAAAGAGACCAAGUCUGUCAAUGCAGAGAUUAGAGAAGUAUGCUUUCAGUUACUGGAUGAAUCAACCUCCUAUAUCACUGUGACAGAUCUGAAAUGUCUUAUCAACAUGUUUUUGGACAUGCUGAACCAUCUGCAUUCUAGGGGUGACGUGAUCCCGGUCGUGAGGAAUCAAAUCCUAGUAGUUCAAGAGAAACUGGAGUUUCUUGCUGAUAUCUUAAAGCCGUGCAAUAUGCAUACAGAACUCAAAGACCUUAUGGAACGUGUUCAAAAUGUUGCCUAUGGGGAAAAGUAUGUCAUUUUCUUCUCUGUCAGUGGUGAUAGUCGUGCUUGGUUCCACCUGUUAUAUCUCUACGAUGUCAAACAAGUGUUUAAUUUUGUUGAGGCAGAGGUCAAAACUAUUACUUCUGAAUUUCGUGAAGUGACAGGGCUUAACUUCCCCAAGACCAAUGGAUUAGGAUUUCUCAAUUGCUUCUUGGGAAAGUUGGAGGAGCUGUUACACUCUAAGCUUGACCUAAUUACCAAACUGAAGCCUCAGAUUGUAUUAGUCAAGGAGGGAUUAUUGAUUCUAAGAUCAUUUUUCGAUCAUACGGAAGAAACCUAUGAUGAGCAUGAUGAAAUUUGUGGUCUAAUAAUCAGUGCAACUGAAAUGACAUACAAAGCCGAGUAUGUCAUUGACACUUGCUUGGCCUGUUCUUACUCACUGAUGUACAAAGCUUAUUGGAUAUCUGAAGUUGUUGAGAAUAUCAAGCUUGUCAACAAAGAUGUUGGUGAGAACCUAAAAAGAGAGGAGAUUGAUGUGAACCGCGUUGCAAAAGGUUCUGCUUAUAUUGUGCCAUCAUUAUCAGCUAAUACUUCAGGAGCAAAUGAAGAAAUGGUGGGGUUUCAAGAUGUGAUGGACAAAUUAAAGAAGCAACUUCUUGGAGGAUUGCAUCAGCUGGAUGUUAUCUCGAUAUUUGGUAUGCCUGGAAAUGGUAAAACCACUCUUGCAAAGAAGAUUUACAAUGAUCCCACAGUUGUCUCUCACUUUGAUGUUCGUGCUAUGUGUCAUGUGACUCAAGUAUAUUCAUGGAGAGAUUUGUUGCUUACUAUUUUGAAUGAUGUUCUUGAGCCUGCUGAUCGCACCAAAAAAGGAGAUGAUGAGUUAGCUACUGAGCUGCGUCGUGUUUUAUUGACCAAGAGAUUCUUAAUUCUCAUUGAUGAUGUGUGGGAUAAAACAGCAUGGGACUAUUUGAAAAUGUGUUUUCAAGGUUCUCAGAAUAGGAGUAGAAUUAUUCUGACAACGAGGCUGUAUGAGGUUGCCGAUCAUGCUAAAUGUAACAGCGAUCCCCAUCCUCUGCGUUUACUCACAGAUGAUGAGAGCUGGAAGUUACUACAGGAAGAGUUGUUUCAUGGUCAAAGCUUCCCAUGUGAACUCGGAGAUGUGGGAUUACGAAUAGCGAAAAGGUGUGGAGGGCUGCCUCUCUCAAUUGUCUUAGUAGCUGGUGUUCUCAAAGAGAAAAAGAAGAAAGCAGAUUGCUGGAAAGAAGUAGAAGAAAGUCUUAGUUCACACAACAUUGGGAGCUCAGAAGAGAGCAUGUCUAUAAUUGGAUUCAGUUACAAGAAUUUACCAAACCAUCUAAAACCGUGUUUUCUCUAUUUUGGAGGAUUUUUGAGGGGCAAGGAUAUUCCAGUCUCGAAAUUGUCACGAGUGUGGUUAGCAGAAGGAAUUGUUGAAGACAGUAAGGAUAAAGGAUCAGAAGAUGCUGCCCAAGAUUACCUGAAAGAUCUUAUUAGAAAAAAUUUGGUAACGGAUAUGGAGAAGAGAUCCAAUGGAAAAUUGAAAACCUGCCGUGUUCAUGAUUUGUUGCAUCAAUUCUGUGUGGAAAAGGCCAAGCAAGAUAAUUUCCUCUUCUGGAUACAUAGAGGCCAUGGUGUGGAUUCCAUUUCUUAUCCUGAAAAGCCCGAGAUAUACCGCUUGUCCAUAUAUUCUAAAUGGGAUGACUUUGCUCAGUGGCAGCAGGCUGGAUCAAGUGUUCGUUCUUUGCUAUUCAAUGCCAGCAGUGAUGAUUAUUACCCUUCAAUGGCACGUGAUAUCUCCUUCAUCAUUAACAGAUUCAAACUUGUUAAGGUGUUGAAUUUGGAAUCCAUCAACAUAGGUGAUACCUUUCCUAAUGAAUUAAAAUCUCUAAUUCAUAUGAGGUACUUUGCUGUUCGAACAACUGCUGAUUCUAUUCCUUCAUCCGUAUCUGUUCUUUGGAAUCUUGAAACUUUUGUGGUUAACGGAUUGCAUAGAGUGUUGAAGUUACCAUGUUCACUUUUCAAGAUGUUUAAAUUGAGGCAUGUACAUGUAAAUAGGCGUGCUUCAUUCAGUCUUCACGAUAACAUGUGUGAGUCACAAUUAGUUAAUUUGGAGACCUUUUCCACUCCAUGUCUCUCCCCUGGUGAAGAUGCAGAGAAGAUAUUGAGAAGCAUGCCAAAUUUGAGAAAGCUGAGAUGCAUAGUUGAGGGAUUAUUGGGUUAUUCAACUAAAGGAAGCAUUGUUCGUUUUCCUAGAUUAGACUUUCUACAUCAGCUUGAAUCUCUGAAGCUGCUUUCGUACAGUUAUCCAACUAAACAUCCUCACGAAUUCAAUUUCCCCUUAAAUCUGAGGGAAUUGACUUUGUCGAAUUUUCGUCUACCUUGGACCCAAAUUUGGACAGUUGGUAAUCUUCCGAACUUGGAGAUUCUAAAGUUACUUUUCCGAGCCUUUGAUGGAGGUGAAUGGGAAGUGAAAGAUUCAGAUUUCCCUGAACUCAAAUACUUAAAAUUGGACAACCUCAACAUUGCAGAGUGGUCUGUCAUGGAUGAUGCUUUUCCUAAGCUUGAACGUUUAGUGUUAACGAAAUGCAAGAAGCUUAAGAAAAUCCCUUGUCAUUUUGAGGAUGUUGCAUCUCUAAACAUUGAAGUAAACUGGUGCAGCUGGUCUGUUGCCAAUUCAGCCCAGGAAUUUCAAACAACACAACAUGAAGUUAUGGAAAAUUAUGCGUUCAGAGUUACAAUACAACCUCCAGAUUGGGACACAAGAUCAUCUCAUUGACUCUUAUCCGAAAGACGGAGCAUGGCCUCAGCUCGGGGGAUUUUCAGCAAGAAGUGAAGUGUUUGAAUAAAUGUCAACAUUGAUUUGUAAUGACUCUGUAAGCAAAGCUCAUUUGUUUUUUUGGAAAUUUAAAAUGAUUGUUACUGGCUACCAAACUACUUACUGUUUAGAAACUUAUGUUUCUUCAAGUGUUUGAAUAAAUUGCAGACUUGAUUUAUGAUGUAACUUUAUGAACAAGAGCUCGUGUAAUCUUUUCUGAAUCUGCUGGAAUUUU
Messenger RNA from Solanum stenotomum, 6172 nucleotides. Its product is annotated as late blight resistance protein R1-A-like. Gene Ontology annotation, biological process: defense response to other organism. The coding region runs from base 79 to 5898 and encodes 1939 amino acids. Gene Ontology annotation, molecular function: ADP binding. The transcript has 4 exons. Lineage: Eukaryota; Viridiplantae; Streptophyta; Magnoliopsida; Solanales; Solanaceae. The record is from RefSeq and is a predicted model, not a curated record.